Messenger RNA from Eimeria necatrix, 612 nucleotides. Its product is annotated as rRNA-processing protein FCF1, putative. NCBI's taxonomy places the organism in Eukaryota, Apicomplexa, Conoidasida, Eucoccidiorida, Eimeriidae. The record is from RefSeq and is a predicted model, not a curated record. The transcript is spliced from 6 exons. The coding region runs from base 1 to 612 and encodes 203 amino acids. Gene Ontology annotation, cellular component: nucleolus; small-subunit processome.
AUGGGGAAGGCAAAGAAGACGCGCAAAUUUGCCGCAGUUAAACGGACAAUCAGUCCAAAGGAUCAAAGGCUGCAAAAAAAAGAGGCGAAGAAGCAAGAGAAGCGAAGGGAAAGAGAAACUGCUUUAAAGGAACACGUACAGCAUAACCCUUCCCAAUUCUUCAGUUAUAACACAAACCUGGUGCCUCCCUACCAGGUGCUUGUGGACACUAACUUCAUCAACGGAGCCAUCCAGACCAAACAAGACGUUUUACAGGGUCUCAUUACUUGCCUCGUAGCAAAGUGCGAUGUAUGUGUGACGGACUGUGUAGUAGCUGAGCUGGAAAAGCUUGGCCACAGGUACCGUUUAGCCCUCCAUCUGGCAAAGGAUCCGCGUAUUAAAAGACUUAAGUGCUUGCACGCCGGUACUUACGCUGAUGACUGCAUCGUGCAGAGAGUUACGGAGCAUAAGUGUUAUUUGGUGGCAACAAAUGAUAAAGAUUUGAAGCGCCGCAUUCGGAAAAUUCCAGGAGUGCCCAUUGUAUACCUGAAGGGACGGAGGUUCGCCGUAGAACGCCUACCUGAAGCGAUCACUGCGCUGCCGGCUUCCAAGUCGGCGAUUUCGAAGAUAUGA